CGUUCCCUGCCCCACCCAAGGAAGGGUGGAGCUGAGCAGGAGGAGAAGCUGCAGAAGAGACUAAGGAAGGAAGCAGGAUGGAGCCAGGAGACCUGGAGGAGGCACAUGGAGCCUAGAGACACGUGAAGAAACUGUGCUUGUCUUUUGGUCGUAGACUGGGUGACACAGAUGUGGGUCAACAUUUGGCAGGAGCUUGAGGGAGUGGAGCCUGCUGGGCAACCCUUUUAGCUCCUCCUUGUCAUCCAGGCAGACACACCCUGUGACCUCACUCCUUGGAUCCCAUAGGGACGCAGGGCUGAGAAACAGAUGUUCCCCAAAUGGUUCCUGAACCUUCUGCCUGAUGCCUCAAGUUGUCUACAUCUUGCAACUAUCACCUGGCUGAGAAAUUUCAUCUAUAAAUAAGCAGUUUCUGUUUCAGGUAUGGUUUGCCCUUGAUAUUUAUACACUCUUAACUCCACACAGGCUUCAAACAUAGAAACUGGAUUGGUGUUGGUAUUCAAAUCCUUAGCCAGGGCACAAGGAUCCCCCUCCAAGGAACCAAGUCAUUGACGUGAAUUUCUUCUUUUUGUCUUCGACAUUCUAGCUGCUGUCACGACAGUUGCUGGGGAAUUCCUGACGAGAUUUUCCUUGUCCUUCCAUGCUGUUCUUUCUGUGGUUUCCUCGUUUCUUUUCAGAUCAAGUUCCAGAUGGCUCAGCAGUGCUUCCAAAAUGAGUAUUUUGACAAUUUGCUUAAUGCUUGCACACCGUGUCACCUUCGAUGCUCCAAUACCCCUCCUCUGACAUGUCAGCGUCAUUGUAAUGCAAUGAAAAUAACAAAUGCCAUUCUCUGGACCUGUUUGGGCCUGAGCUUGACAGUUUCUUUGACAAUUUUUGUGAAGCUUUUGCUGAAGAAGAUGAAAUCUGCACCAUUAAAGAAGGACUUCAAAAACAUAGGACCGGCUCUCCGGGAGGCUGAAGCUGCUGAGCUGGAGUCUGGCAGGACUGGUACUGCAGUCCUUUCCAGCGGCCUGGAGUACACAGUAGAGGACUGUACCUGUGAAGACUGUGUCAAGAGCAAAGUGAAGGCCGAAUCUGAUCAUAUCUUUCCGUUCCCAGUCAUGGAAGAAGGCGCAACCAUUCUUGUCACCACGAAAACAAAUGACUACUGCAAUAGCCUGCCAGGGGCAGUAUGUCAUGGGGAUGGAGAAAUCAAUUUCUACUAAUGAACCAUCUCCACUGGUAUAGAGCUACUCUGAAAACCUUGCGUUGGAAGGAAAGGAUGAUGGAGCAGAUCUCUUUAGGAUGAUUGUACUUCUCAGUUGCUGAUACAGCUUUUUUGUCCUCUAAUUCUGGAAACUGUGUCAUAUACAGUUUUCUAUCUUAUUGUUGCGAGCUUCUCUGGGAACUUCCUUGGUUUCUUGAUUAAAUGCUUGAAAAGCUGAAAAAGAAAGCAUUGUAAUGUGUAGAUCCUAUAGUUAUACACUUCUAUGGCCGAGCUACUUCUCUUCUGUACAUGCAUGUCAUCC
Messenger RNA from Talpa occidentalis (Iberian mole), 1505 nucleotides. RefSeq names its product TNF receptor superfamily member 17 (gene TNFRSF17). The coding region runs from base 687 to 1202 and encodes 171 amino acids. Gene Ontology annotation, biological process: tumor necrosis factor-mediated signaling pathway. The record is from RefSeq and is a predicted model, not a curated record. The transcript is spliced from 5 exons. Gene Ontology annotation, molecular function: signaling receptor activity. NCBI's taxonomy places the organism in Eukaryota, Metazoa, Chordata, Mammalia, Eulipotyphla, Talpidae.